AUGGUUUCUGAAAGCUUUAAAUUAGUAGGAAGAGAUGUAAGUUUGAGUUUUUUUAAAUUUUAAGUUUUGAUUUUUGAAAAUUUGGUAAUAUAGCCGUAGAUAAUUUUGUGAAAUAGCCUUUGUAAGGCUUGACGAUUAACUAGAACGUAGUCAAAAACAAUAUUGUUUUCGAACUUUAACUAUUAAAACUUAACUUAUUAAAACAAUGUUUACAGGUAUGGAAUCAAAUUAUAGAUCUUCUCCUUUACGACAAUCCAAAGACCUUGGAGUCAUUAGUGUUUGCCAGUAAAUACUUCGCUGAACUUUUGGAUCCUUUCUACAAAGAUUUGUGUAUAAAAAACAAGAUUUAUAAACUACCGAAUGAAUAUUGGGCACAUGCUUUUUAUGAGUAAGUUUUAGCACUAUUAAAGUAGUCAGGGUUGGUCGGUUGAGGAGAGUGGUCAGAGUUGAGCCAAAUAGAGGCAAGGGUAGCUAGGGAAAGUACUAUAGUAAAUAUAGGAUAAAAAAUUCCGUUAUAUAUAGGAUACGAUAGGGUAAGGUGAAGUAGAGUGGGGUACUGAAGUGUAGGGAAAGGGUAGGGUAAAGUAAGGUAUAGUAGGGUAGGGUAGAGUUAGGUAAGGUACGGUAAGGUAAGAUAAGGUAAGGUAGGGCAGGAUAGGGUAGGGUAGGUACCUAUAGCCGAUGCUAGAUUUUGAAAACUGUCUUUAAAACCUAUGUUAAUAUUUUUUUCAGUGCACCACGCCGAGUAUACAAUAUAGGACUAGUGAUUAGUAAGCAGUUGGUAUUCUGCUUGGAUACGGACAAGUUUGCCCUUCAUUUUAAAAAUUAUGUUGUUGUAUCGAGCUUGGAUGUUGGGUUAGAUUACUAUCGAUACAUCAAAAUUGAGUUUGAUGUCGGUCAUAUGGCGUUAAUUAAAAAUGGGACUAUUAUUAGUAUUUGGGUAAGAAACUUGAUAUUUUAGGUAACAAAAAUUGAAUUUUUAGCUUUUUAAUUAAUUUUAAAAUAAAAGAUUUAAUUUUUUUUUAUUUUGGAACAUAUAAUAUACAUAAAUUUAAUUUUUACUGUAUAGUACCUAUCCUUAUACUUACAUUUAACACAACUUUCAGCAUCAACAACGCCGCAUAAGCACCGUAUACAUAUAUGAUGUAGAAAGCACCAAUCUUCUACACAAAUCCGCUUUUAAAGGAAAAACUACAGUAUCCAAUGGUUCAGGUUAUAAUCACCAAAACGGUAUUAUUUUUAACGCGUACGAUCAAAAAGAGUACCAAAUUUACCGAGAAAAUGUUGAUUCUUUCAAUUGUUAUUACUCAACGGCUGAAAAUUUACAGUAUUUUGUGCUGUUUCAUGCUAAAGGAGUUACUGUUGUAAAUUGUUUGAAUGAGAUUGUUUAUGAGAGAAUUGAGAGGAUUGGAUUUUAUAAUAGUACUAACUUUUUUAUCAUACCGAACAGUGGAUUCAUGUUCAAUAUUAGUGGUAAGUGUUGUAUAUAGUAUAAUACGUAUGAAAUACCAAGGUACAGUAAACUCUUGAUAUGGGCCGGUUUUGAUGUAAGGGUGUAUACUUGUAAUGAGGUUCUGCCAGACUCAAUCUUUUACUUUGUUCUCAUAUGCUGGGUCGGCCCUUUACACAUGUCUUAGUCCAAGUCUUAACCCAGAACCCUAUCCCAGAGCCGUAGCCCAGAGCCUUACUGGCCUCAGUCCCAACCCCAGCAGUAACCCUAGCCUAUAGCCCUGGAAUUAGCGCCAGCUUUAGUCCUAGCUCAGGCUCUAGAAAUGGCAGCUGGCCCAGGCUUAGUGGGUCCUUUUCAAUUCUAUAUAAUAGUCAUUAUGUUAUAACCUAUUAUCUUUUUAUGUUUUUCAGAAGUCAAAUCUACAAUGACAAUUUACAACGCCAAAAACGAAGAGUAUUCAGUGAUAAAAAUGAAAGAACCAUACUCAAUAUGGGUCAUGUUGAGUGAUUACAGUGUUGCCAACUAUUCUACAGGGAAAGUGAGUUUUUAAAGUUAAAUUAUAAUAGUGAAACACAGUAAAAAUUCUGUAUAACGUAUUGCGCAGGGAUUUAACAUGUAAAAAUUGUUGGUUAUAAAAAAGUUUCGUUAUGCAAGAGUUUUAUAUUUUAAAAAAUUACUCUACUUAUGGGUAGAGUAGGCUUGUAUUUACAUUUGUCUAUUUAAUAAUGUUUUUCAGGUGCUAUACUACGAUAAAGAAGCAAAGUCUUGGAAUGAAUAUCCACAAAAAUUCAAAAAGUUUUGGGAUGGACCAUACACUAGAAGCUUUAACGAACAUGAAGAUUCCAAUGCUAGAAAUUUUGGAAUUUACAAGGAAAAAUGGAAAAGCCCUAAGGGUUUGAAAGUGCUCACUUGGCAUAGGGGUGAGUUAUAGAAGGGCUUACUUAUUGUUAGAGUAAAAUUAUUUUUUAUCUAAAAUUGGUUAGAUAAUACGAUUUGAGAGCUUAGGGUGACGGUUUGUUCCGUUCGGACUUAAAAUAAGCAGCUAGUUCAGCCCGGAUCGUCCGGGCCUAAGAUUAGCAACUAGUUUAUGAUCAGACCAACUCGAUUGCCGAUACAAAUAGUGGUUGAAAAUUAAAAAAAAAGUUUUUAAAAAUUAUUUGAAAGCAAUUUUCAGACCGACCUUUAUUUAUUGUGAUUGACAAAAUGAUGAGAAAAAACGAACACUACUUUGAGUAUUUGAUAAAGAAAUUGGAGCGAAAAAUAGAUGUAGAUCAACCAAGUACCUCAAAACGGCCAGCAAAACGAAAAAUUCAGGAAUGA
Molecule: messenger RNA, 2770 nt
Organism: Bursaphelenchus okinawaensis
Lineage: Eukaryota; Metazoa; Nematoda; Chromadorea; Rhabditida; Aphelenchoididae
Source: the annotation of a GenBank genome assembly